Messenger RNA from Micropterus dolomieu (smallmouth bass), 3937 nucleotides. RefSeq names its product TLC domain containing 2 (gene tlcd2). The transcript has 4 exons. The record is from RefSeq and is a predicted model, not a curated record. Gene Ontology annotation, biological process: membrane assembly; regulation of membrane lipid distribution; phospholipid homeostasis. Gene Ontology annotation, cellular component: plasma membrane. Lineage: Eukaryota; Metazoa; Chordata; Actinopteri; Centrarchiformes; Centrarchidae. The coding region runs from base 442 to 1170 and encodes 242 amino acids.
UUGGCUUCUGUUGAUGUCAAAAAGUUACACAAGCCCGGGAUGAGGUUGUACAACAGGACGGUUUUACAACCUUAAACGAGGCUGCACGCCCACAGUCACUUGUACCGGUCACACCUGAGCUUUCAUAAGAGGUCUUAUUACAGAUACAGAUAUUCAACCUAUUGGGUGAAUCAUUUGACAGACUCGUCCACGCCGUCUCGCCUUCUGGACUAAAACCUUAAAAGAAACGCGCUUUUUUUCGUUUUUCACUAGCGUCUUUGAGUGACAAUACACUAUUGGGAAUAUACCAGUAUGUUAAUGUGAUUGUCUCGUCGUCGCAACAACAAAAAACAAGCAACCCACAGCUGUAUGACUGUCGCAGGCUCCGCUGCUUUUAUACCGCUCACAUUGGGGACAAUUGUAGCCUGAGAAGUGUUGAUCUCCCAAACAAACCUUUCAGCCAUGGAGUUGAGUUCGGUGAUUUUAACGACCGGGGGCUCCUUCGGAUUUUUUAGACUAGUCAACGCUGGAGCAGGAAAGCUCCCUAUGCCUGAAUCUGCGCGCAGGAACGCAUGGAAAUGGAGAAAUAUCUGUGCAUCCUUCGUGCACAGUUUCAUCACUGCGAUAUGGGCAGUGCUUUGCUUCUACUGUCACCCACAGAUGGCUGAAGAUUUGAUAGAAACUCACUCUGAGUUUUCUCAUGCUUUGGUGUCGUUUUCCAUCGGUUACUUCAUCUAUGACUUCUUUGACAUGGUGAUGAACCAGAAGUUGAGUCAGUCCUGGGAGCUUCUCUUUCAUCACUUGGUGGUGAUCACCUGUUUCGGCCUCUCGGUGCUGUCCUGCCGCUAUGUGGGGUUUGCCGUGGUGGCCCUGUUGGUGGAGAUAAACUCUGUGUUCCUCCACCUCAGGCAAACCCUGCGUAUGGCCAACAUUGCCACAGGCACCCUGUACCGGGUCAACAGCAUGAUCAACCUGGGCACAUACGUGGUGUUCCGCAUCAACACGCUGGCCUGGAUGACCCGCUGGCUGGUGCUCAACAGGGACAAGGUUCCCCUCCUGGCCUACACGCUGGGCAGUGUGGGUAUGGCCAUCAUGACGGCCAUGAACAUUGUUCUGUUUUAUCGGCUCCUCAGGAGCGACUUUUUGAAGAGCAGCACCCGGGAGACCAAGAAAGAGAAGGAGAUGGAUUAGAGAUGGAUUAGAUUCAUAAACAUGCCCGUUACUGUUAACACAGAGAUUUGGUACCGUUUUGCUUGUGUGUGUGUGAUAUUCUCAAAGAGAGAUCCUUCUAUCUCUCAUACAUGCAUACAAACUGUAAUCAUUUGGCUUCACUUCAAACACAGAUCACACACAGCCAUUAUGUUAAAAAGCAACAUUUAGUUGUAGUUUUAAUUUUAGGCUUCUGUAUCUGUGUGUGUGGUACAGUCAUCUUCAAGUGCCAUUAGUGGCUCACUAAUGGUACAAGGAGGAUUCUUCAUAUCAACAAGGUAAAUGCCUUACUGUCCCACAGGGACAGGGCACUUUCUUAAGAUAAACCCACCAACUGUCAUAUUAUAUCAAUAGAAAACAUGGAACUAGUAUAAAAUAUCUUUAGUUAUAUCAUAAGAAUAGCCUUAUUGUUUAUAUAUAAAAUAUUUUUUUGUUUUAACUUACUGUCGUGGGUUAUUCAAAAUAACCUUUUUUACAACUGAGUAAAAUCUUUUUUCUUUCACCAAAUCUCCUCAACUAAAAAACACCUGCUACCUCAGAAAGCUUGGUAUCAAUUAGUUGCCUCUUUCUAACACAAGCUUUGCUCUCAAAGUUUGGCAGGUUCUUUGAUAUUAAAGAAGAAAAACAUAAACACAAAAUAUGUAUAUUUAAAGAUUACAUUUGUUUGUAGAGUAAGGCUGUCAUGGUAAUCCCAACCCUGACUUGGGGAGAGAAUAGGUUGAAGAAUAACUACUAAAUACUUUCAAGUGGCAUUUAAAUAAAACGGAUCAGAUUUUACUUUGAUGACCCAAAACAGCAAAUUUGGUUGUUGGUUGUCGCCAUUUUAUGCCUUGCUUAACUUUAUUAAAACAUUUAGGAACAAUUAUUCAUACAAGCGUGAACAAAUUGGCAGGUUUAACAUUCCUUAUAAUUAUAAUAAAACCAAAUUGAGUAGAUUCUGACUUCAGUGGCUCAUAGAUAAAUAACAAUAGCAAAAGAGAGAGAGGUUGCUGUAUUUGUGAGUUCACUUGAAGUCUGUAUAAUGACACAAAAACAAGAUAGGCUUAACAACAACAGAUAUUGCUGCAGUGCAAACUGAAAUGAUUGUAAGUGUUCCUUUAGUGGUCUGUGAUGGUGUAUAGUCUGCAGUAGGAGCUUUCAGACAGGCAGAAGUUGUUGUUCUUCAUUUGGCCAAUGGAAGGCAGCACACUUCUCAGCAUCACCCCAGCGAUAUCAAUGCACACCACAACACCAGAGGUGUCUUUACUUCGUAACCUCUUUCUGUAUCUGUGCUUCCUGCCUUAAAUUCGAAGUUGUCAAUAAGCUAAAAUAGAUGCAGAGAAAUUCCCGAGGUUGGUGUUGGAACAAGCGUGUCUGAGAUGUGUGAAUACAGCAAACUGAUUACACAUGGCUGCCUACUCUUACUGCUCACAUCACAGCAUUAUGGUCUUUAAAUGGCAUGGAAACAUGUUAUGCCAUUUAUGUUUUGUGUUUUUGCUUUUUUAUGUAUAUUAAUUGUUUGGGAGGUUAAUUUGUGUAUAUUUGUAAUUUAUUAUUAUUAUUAUAGAAGUUGUGGUGUAAAGAUAAGGUGAACACAGCGUUCAGUGAAUCUCCCCCUUGUGAAAAACACUUAAUACUUAAACCAGGCUGUCCAGCGAUAUUACGAACAAAGCCACGUAUUCAGUGAACAGACUAGAACAUACUGUACUUGGUUGGACUUGGAAGGAAACAUGCAAUGUAGCAGAGUAAGUGACACAAACACCGUCCACAAAUGUAACUCUUUGUCCACGUUAUCCACAUUAAGACAUCACUGCGCUGAAGAAACGGCACUGUUUGGGAGAAAGACAGGAAGGUUUAGAUUAUUGUUGUUGUGGCUGAUUGUCGUUUGAGUAACUCCCUUUUUUGAAUUGUUGUUGUGAAUUUGAAUUUGAUUAGGACAGCUUAACUUUGUGGUUGUAGUGAAGACAGCUGGUGACAAUUGAAGUUCUUUCUAUUAAAUUCUAUUUGUGAAUAUGAUGUACAGUAUAAGGCGGUAAUAUUAUUGGAAUUGUACAUGUAUGAUGCCAGAUUUGUUCAUCAUGUUGCUGUGUGCUUUUAGGAAUUGUGAUAAAAACAUAUUAGCCAGGUGAGAUGUCCCUUCUUAUCAGUGUCGUAAUGAGUCUGAGGGACCUUUGGCAAAAAAACACUGUAUCAUGCAGAGAGCAGGCAUGCUAGGGUUUUCUAGUUGUAGGUAGUGGACACAAGGAAAACUAUUUCCGGAUGUAACUGCAGAGAAAGUGGCAGCAGUUAUGAUCUCGUAUUGCCUCACUGCCUUGUAUUCCUCAUCGUACACAAUAAAUGUGGUGGUCCACAGCAUUAGCUCCAUUAUUAAAGAAAAUACCAGUCUUCUUAACCGCAACCAGCAAAUACUACCAGUUUUAAUUCCCUGUUUACUCACAUUUAUUUUUCUGGUGAAUUAUGGAGCUCUGUUAAUUAUUAAAUGGAAUUCAUAACAGUGAAGACUGUUGACACUGUGCAGCUUUUCAAGGACUUCACGAAGAGGAAAAUAAAUGGAAUACUGAAGCCACGGAGACCAACUGAGGUUGUGAGAAAACAUCUGCUUUCCCGGAGCAUCAAACUGUCGCGUUUCACAGAAUUCUGUCAUGUAAGCAUAAAUAUGACAGUUUUAAUUUUUUCAUAUUUUGUCAGAGAUUGUUUUAUAAUUAAAAUUCCAAGGCAUAUGUUUAACAUUAUUUGUUUUAAUGUGAAAAUAAAGAUCAAUGGAAAAAUA